Messenger RNA from Nerophis lumbriciformis (worm pipefish), 1071 nucleotides. The record is from RefSeq and is a predicted model, not a curated record. NCBI's taxonomy places the organism in Eukaryota, Metazoa, Chordata, Actinopteri, Syngnathiformes, Syngnathidae.
AUGCUACCAGACGCCUACGGCUGUGCCGUAGCUAACAGGUUCGGGAAUCUUCCCGACGACGACAGGGACCCGCUGGACUUCAUAAGUGAGAUGGAGACCGAGAAGGAGAAAAACAGGAAGAAGAAAAAGGAGGUGGAAGACAAAAAUGCCAAGCAGAAGAAACCCGGACAGAAAGAAUCCCAGAGGGACAGACGUGUGCCCAUCCCGAAAAUGGUGAUUCCAGAACCUGAUGCAACUUGCAAGCGGCCAGUCCGUGCCGCAGAAGAGGACAGAGUAGAGACUAAAAGAGGCUUUGGGGAGCGCAGGGCAAACCCAGCUCUGUACCCGCAGGAGUUCUCUGUCCCAAAGACUACCAACUAUCAGGACGUGGACCCCAGGGGCCGGGGAGGAGGAAGGGGUAGGAGAGGAGGAGGAGAAAAAAGAGGAGGAUACUCGAGCAACUUUGAAAACUUUGUCUCGAGGGGAAAAAGAGAAUAUGACCGACACAACGGAACUGGUAUCUCUCCUGAUGAGAAGAGAGGUGGCAGAGGGCCCUGGAACUGGGGUUGUGUGGAAGAACCAGAAAGUGAGUUAAUUGAUGUGACACUUGCUGCUCCGGAACACUCUGAAGAGCCUCAAGCACCAGAAGAAGAGAACCCGAACCUUGCAAUGACAGAGGAAGAAGGAGAAAUGGUGGUCCAGGUUGCCAUGGAGAUGACUCUGGAUGAAUGGAAGGCUUUGCAGAAUGACAGUCGUCCGAAGGCAGAGUUCAACAUCCGCAAAGCAGAGAGCACCAUUCCAUCAAAGGCCAAAGUCAUCCACAAGUCCAAACAUGUGGAACAUCUCAAGGAUAAUAUGGAAGGAAUUGAGGAUGACAGCAAUUUCUUCCGCCGAUCUGUGAAUGACAUCACCUCCCUUCUGGACAUCAACUUUGGUAGUCUGGGACGCCCAUCUCGAGGGGGUCGAGGCAGAGGGCGUGGUUGUCCGCCGAGCCACCAAGAGCCAGCCAAACGCACACUGGAGAAGGAGGGUGAAGCAGCUCCUGAUCCAGACAACCAUGAAGACUUCCCAGCACUAUCAGCAGGCAUUUAA